GUUCGAAGGCACUUCAAGGAAUUCCUGAGUAAGUGAUAGAGAGACGAUUUGAAUCAUAGUCGAGGCGACGUCGACAGUUGACUGAUUCCAGACAUGCAUGCGAUGGAUUGGUUCAAAAACAAAACCAGAGUUCUCACAGACACUUUCAAUCCCUCGUUCGCUCGUCUCUAGGACACUAUCGUCUGGGCAAUACGAGAUAUGUGUACCGGGAAAAGCUUUUGAGGAUGCAUCGGCGUUUGUCGAACCACGGGAACAAGUAUCCGACCGCCGAAUCGGAGAACAAUUACGAGGAAAACGAGGACGGAACUACAAACGCAACAAGCAGCAGCAAUAGUAGCCGGAAGAACCAGAUGAUGAACCACAAGAACAUGAUGCUAGAAAUCGACGUUGCUCAUCUCGGGGAAUACGAUGGAUCGCUCCUGGGGUAUUUGCGGGAAUCUCCGUCUGCGAUACUGCCGGAGCUGGAGGUUGCAGCUGGGAAAGCCCUCGAUUCAUUGCUUUACGAUUUAAGGGAGUCUUCCUCCACAUCGCAUGGAAAUACCCAAAACGAGGACGACGAUCUAGAUAACGACGAAGGGAACAGGAGCGAGGCAAACGAAAACGGAAACAACAACAGGACUAACAACAACGAUGGCAGAGCCUCUUCCGAGUGGUCGAUCCAGAUCUUGCUCAAGGGAAACCUCACUUCCACGCCGCUGCGCCAGAUCCAGAGCCAGCACAUCAACCGCCUCAUCAAAUGCCCGGGUAUUGUCAUCAGCGCAACACCCAUCCAGGUUCGCGCCGUGAAACUCACGGUUCGGUGCAACAGGUGCAUGGACACCCAUUCGAUCAGCGCCACGGAGGGCCCCUACGGAAACGUUCCCCUCCCGCAGCGUUGCCAGGGCGUAGAGCCGAAGGAAUGUGGGCCCUACCCAUACUCGAUUGUAGCGGACGAGUCCCUGUUCAGCGACCGGCAAAAACUCAAGCUCCAAGAGUCGCCGGAAAGAGUUCCGACGGGAGAAAUGCCACGGAGCGUCAUGGUCGCCGUCGAAAAGGGACUGGUGGACAAAGCCCCACCGGGGACCCGUGUAAGCCUCUUUUGUAUUCCGACGCUCUUCAACGGUGGUGGUGGAGCCCCUGGACAGAGGGGAGGAGCGGGUGCCGUCCAGAAAGUAUACCUGAGGUGCGUUGGAAUGUCCAAGGAUCAGGCCUCUGGCGAGGCCGCAAGAUUCACACCCGCCGAGGAGGAAGCCUUYCAGCAAUUCUCCAAGCGGGCGGAUGCCUACGAGAUUUUGACCCGCUCGGUCGCUCCAAGCAUCCAGGGCUCGUACACGGUCGACAUCAAGAAAGCUCUGGUGUGCAUGCUAAUGGGUGGAACCCGCAAGCGGCUGCCGGACGGCAUGCGGCUCCGUGGGGACAUAAACGUUUUGCUGCUGGGGGAUCCAUCGACUGCCAAGUCGCAGUUUCUCAAGUUUGUAGGCAAGACCUCCCCGAUCGGAAUCUACACCUCCGGUAAGGGUUCGUCUGCAGCGGGUCUCACGGCGAGCGUGGUGAAGAACGCGGCCGGUGAGUUCUACCUGGAAGGCGGGGCGAUGGUUCUGGCAGAUGGCGGAAUCGUCUGCAUCGACGAAUUCGACAAGAUGCGACCCCAGGAUCGGGUAGCAAUCCAUGAGGCCAUGGAGCAGCAGACGAUCAGUAUCGCAAAGGCCGGAAUCACCACCGUUCUGAACAGCAGGUCCGCGGUCCUGGCCGCKGCAAACCCCGUCUUUGGACGCUAUGACGACUUCAAGUCGGCGUCGGAAAACAUCGACCUGAUGACCACAAUCCUGUCCCGGUUCGACAUGAUCUUUUUGGUGCGCGACGUGCGAGAGGAGGAGCGUGACCUCAUGAUYUGCCGACACGUGAUGGGGGUCCACAUCCGGGGAGGUGCCCCCGACAGCAACGCUCCCAGUGGGGGGCCCUCCGGGACGGGAGGCCUGGGUUUCCUGGCCGGGCUAUCGAUGGGAGGGGCAGGCGGUGAAGGCGGAGGAGACCGGGCCAGGUGAGUUUGGUGGCUAGGUGCCGRAACAUCUUUUCAAGCAGAGGAGAACUACUGCGAAGCGACAAUURUGCGCAUUUCGUUGUUUUGCAAAUCGAUUGYAUGUUACCUAACGCUGUUUCYGCUUCCUCGUUUCUUCGGGGUUUUGCAUCACUCAGAUCCGAAGCCCAGAGCAACACCCCYGAGGCCAUUGCAGAAAACGUAAUGCGGCUGGCCACUACGGGGCAGGGCGAGCUAGACGUUCCUUCCAUGAAGAAAUACAUCCAAUACUGCAAAUCGAGGUGCAAGCCAACCCUGUCGGAAGAAGCCGGCCAAGUGCUGACCAGCUCGUACGUGAAAAUUCGGGACGACGUGCGCAAAUCGACCCUUCAGUCGCUCGGUGAGGACGCACAAGCCACCAUCCCCAUCACGGUGCGCCAGCUCGAGGCCCUGGUCCGCAUCUCCGAGAGCCUGGCAAAAAUCCGGCUCGAUUCGGAGGUUCGGAUCGAGGACGUGAACGAGGCCCUGCGGCUGUUCCGGGUGUCGACCAUGGCCGCUAACUCGGCUGACCAGGCCAACGGCGCCGGUGGAACGGGUAGCGGAAAUCCCUUCCUAAACGGAGCGGGCGGGAACAACCGGGAGGAAUUUGACCGUGCGCAGGGCUUUUUGCGGUGCCGGCUGGCCAUCGGAAGCACGGUCAACAAGCAAAAACUGAUCGAGGAAGGAUCGGGGCAGGGAUACGACUUCAUGACCAUGGUGCGUGUGCUUUCUGCUAUGGCGCAGCGGGGUGAACUGCUGGAGMGAAACCAAGGCCGGCUCCUGAAGAGAAUAAAAUAGUCACUAUUAAUCAGGGCACUGCCAAGUCUAUUGGAAUCAGGGCACUGCCAAGUCUAUUGGGAGCAAUAAAAGAWCAGUUUUAGA
Molecule: messenger RNA, 2917 nt
Organism: Pseudo-nitzschia multistriata
Lineage: Eukaryota; Bacillariophyta; Bacillariophyceae; Bacillariales; Bacillariaceae
Source: the annotation of a GenBank genome assembly